AUGGCCUUGAAUUUUCUCAAAUCAGUUCCGUUCUUUCUCUUGCUUGCGGUUGUCAUGGCAGGUGAUCCAGAUAUUCUCGUAGACUUUAUAGUUCCAGCAAACUCCACUGUUAAUGCCACAGAUGGGUGCUUCUUCACCUUCACUGGAAUGCGCAACGCAAUUAACCCGGACUAUCCGUCAAACUUUACGGUGACUAAAGCUAGUGUUAAAGAGUUUCCAGCUUUGGAUGGUCAGAGUGUCUCUUAUGCUUUUUUGGAAUAUCCUGCGGGAUCCAUUAACCCACCUCACACACACCCUCGUUCAGCUGAGCUACUCUUGGUAGUGGGUGGAACCCUCAAUGUUGGCUUUGUUGACACCACGAACAAACUAUACAAUCAAACCCUGAAACUCGGUGACAUCUUUUUGUUCCCAAAGGGAAUGGUGCACUAUCAGUCUAAUGAUGAUCCAAAACAACCCGCCGCCGCAAUCGCCGCCUUUGGCAGUGCUAAUGCAGGCACAGUUUCAGUUCCCACGAGUGUUUUUACUUCUGGCAUUGAUGAUAAUAUCCUUGCCAAGGCUUUCAAAACUGAUGUUUCAACUAUCAUGAAGCUUAAGGCAGGCCUUGCACCCAAGGCUUAA
Messenger RNA from Pistacia vera, 618 nucleotides. RefSeq names its product germin-like protein 9-3. Lineage: Eukaryota; Viridiplantae; Streptophyta; Magnoliopsida; Sapindales; Anacardiaceae. Gene Ontology annotation, molecular function: manganese ion binding. Gene Ontology annotation, cellular component: cell wall. The coding region runs from base 1 to 618 and encodes 205 amino acids. The transcript has a single exon. The record is from RefSeq and is a predicted model, not a curated record.